UUUUUCAUGUUGACAAAAAAGUAGCUGCUAUGAUUUUCCCGGCAACGUGGACAGGGGCCAAGCGAAGCUGAACUGGACAUGGUCCUUCGUCCAGUUUUUCUUUGUCGUCGGCGACUUUGCCCCCGGCCCUUCCUGGUGGGCCUGGGGGUGGCGAUCUGUCUCUUCUUCCACACGCUCCCGCUCAGAGGUCCUGGGAGGCUCCCCGCCACAGCCCCUGCGGCUGUCCCCACCUCGCCCACCCAAGCCGGCAGAUGCAAGCAAGGGCACCCCCUGGACCGGCAGUGCUUCCUUCUCUCCGACAGCGCCCAGGAAAACAGGAAGAUCCAAGAGGCUAUUGAAGCACAUUUUGGCAGUCGUGGCAGGAGGGCCAUGCUCUACAGGCCUCCAUCCUACAACCAACGGGAGCUACAGGUCUACCAGCACAUCCUCACCCAGCGUGGCUACACAGCCGUCUCUGCUGAAGCCAGGGUCUCUGCCGGCCUGGGGCUCGGGCUGCUCCACCAAGGUGAUUUGGGCUCUAUGGAUCUGCUCAUUUGCCUGUCCUCUAGGAAAGCCGACGGGCAGCCCUGCUUAUCCGAGGAAGACAUGUGCCAGCUAGGCCCUCAUCAGAAGGUAAAUGUAAUGCCAGAGAUACAGUACCAUCUUUGCAGAAAGAAAGGAUUAUGUCAAAUAAUGAGAAGAUUUCCAGAAUUGCGACUGCCUGUGAGUCCUUCUGUGUGCCUGGAUCCGGAAGUACAAUCCCAGCCAAAUACUUCAAGUCAUCUUUUAAAACCAGGGAAGCUGCACACAUGGAAAGCGUGGCAAUGGAGACCUGAGCUGCUGAAUCAAACAACAGCCCUUGCUUCACACGAAACAAUCUUCAGAGCUGAAGAUCUCUCCGUGAUUCUGAAAGCAUACGUGUUAGUGACAUCCUUAACCCCUUUGCGCGCAUUCAUUCAUUCAACGGGUACAGUUUGGAAUCCGCCAAAGAAAAAGCGCUUCACUGUCAAGCUGCAAACAUUUUUUGAGACAUUCCUGAGGGCCAGCUCCCCUCUUCAGGCUUUGGACAACAUGAAGGAAGCAAUUAGCAAACUGCUCCUGGUGGCUGAUGUAUUCAGUGACACUUCCACUGUGGGACCAAAGACCAACAGAUGCAGAUCAUGCUUUCAACUUGUAACUUUUGAUAUUGGCUAUAGCAGAUUCAGGCACCCUGUUGUGCUCCAGGUACACGACUAUUUACAUGUUCAAGACCAUGCUAGUGUGGACUUUGAGGACCAAAAUAUGGAAGAAACUCUUUUAAGAGACACUUUCGAUUUUCUCUUCUCCAACGAAUCUUCACUUUCUGUGUUUCCUGAGAUAUUUCAAAAGCUUUACAGAUCAGGUGUAUUUAAGGGUGAAAACUCUCAAAAUAAGCGAAAUCAAUGCUUGCCUUUAGAGGAAAUUAACUCAAUUAUGACUUUCAUAGAGGAACUUGGGAGUCUGGGACAAUUCCAGCUGCUCUUCCCAUCUACUGCUCCUGGGAUUCAGUCUGUGGUGCAUGAAGUUUAUGUUAUGGCAAGUCCUCUGGGGAGACCUGGCUCGCUUUUGAACCAAUGCUUGUCUCUCUUAAAUGUAUUUGAACCACUUCAGCUCAUGAAUAAAAAGGCACUGCUACACCCACUGGAACGGAAUCAUUUUACAGAGAAUGAGAGCGUUGGAAAACCGCAAGUGCCUUUGGAUGCAAUUGAAAAUAAAAAAGUGCCACAGAUUCUGAAUGCAGAUACAGAAACACGUUGCAAUCAUGAUAAAGAAACACUAUGUCACAUCCAACAGAUCUUCACGCACCCACAUUUGGAACUAAAUCCUGAAUUUAACCCCAAGAUCAAAGAUUAUUACUCAGAAGUUCCAUUUGAUGUGGUAACUGUGACGAUUGGAGCAGAGACUUCUAAUUGUCAGUGCAAGGUGCACCUGCAUGAGCGGACAGGGCCGAGCUUUGCCAAGUAUCCUCUGGGCUUAGGAAUGAAUAAAAUCUCCAUGCUUGUGGUGGAUGACUCUGCAGCACAGGGAGAGACCCUGAUCACAUACAAACUCACCAUCUAUAGAGAAGACCGCCCAAGUCUGCCCUUGUUUGAGGACUUCACGGCAUGCGGUUUCAUGCAGGAUUGUGGUUUGCUGAUUCAUCCAGAGGAAACCUGUGGGUUACAGCCCAUUUCUUCUGACUACAUUGAAGCCAUUUCACAGCCUGAACUAAAGAGUUGUCCAUCUGGGGACACAAAAGGCCAGUGGAUUGUGCCGUGCCUUAGUUGUUCUGACAACAGGACCUGUGAUUGGAGAGAAAUCACUUGGCAGCCCCACAACUGCCGACAUGGUAUCCUCCUGAAGUCCCAGCUGCAGCAGUGCCUCCGAGGAAGGAAGAUUCUUUUCAUUGGCGAUUCAACCAAUAGAGGCAUCAUGUACUAUCUGAUUGAAAGAGUGAAUGAAACAUUGCAGGAGUGGCAGAAAGUGCACAGCACUAAAUUGUAUCACAACGUCAAUGGUGGGGAGACCUUCAUCAGUUAUUCUUACUACCCUCAGUUCUGGAUAAGCCCUUCCUUGAGACCGACAUUUGAAAAAGCGCUUGAACAUCUCUUACAAAGAUCACGUCCCCUGGAGAAUACGGGCCAGACUGUACUGGUUGUUGGUGGUGUUCAGUGGCUCAAUUCCAAUCACCUGCAAAUUAUUCACAAGGUUUUGAAGAGGGAAAAUUUACUUAAUAUCCUAGUGAUCAUCAAAACUCUGGGAAUUGGAUUUCAUCUGCCCGUGGAUGGAGUGCAUUUCUUAACACUGGGUGAAGUACAGAACCUCUGGAAGGAAAAUUUGAUUAUUCUGGACGCUGCAAAAAAAUACGGCUAUGAGGUUGUUGAUACGUUCACUAUAACAAUGGGACGAUAUAAAGAGUUUCUGCAGGGAAACUGUGGGUGUCAUUUCCACGAGGUAGUGAAAUCAAAAUUAUCCAAAGAAUAUAACUUUCUUCAAACGAAGAGAUCGAGAAAUCACAUUGUGGGAAAAUAUUUUAGCAAUCAAAGAAAACUGCAACAAGACUCCAUAACCAAUUUUCAAUCACCAUAUCAUGUCCGAGGCCCCAUAAACCAGGUUUGUUCUGAAAUUCUUCUCAGCAGAAUGUGUGGAAGUACAAGGAGAACGUAGGUGUCCUCCUGCAGAGCUGAGCUGGAGUUGGAAAUAAGCCAGGCACCUGGAUGUUGGCCUACAAACCCACACUAGGCUUCACAUGGAAGUUGGACUGGCCAAUACACCUGCUCACACCAGCACGUACAUGCACACCCAGCUAAAAAGAAGUCCUAUUUUCCACCAUCAUAUUCUAGUCAAGAUCUGAACCUGAAUAUCAGUUGGCUUUAGGGUGAAAGACAGACCUAGAAGAUUGCUUGAAAUGUAAAAGUGUACCAUAAUCACGAUAGCCCAUGUAUUACAUUGUGAUCAUAGAGAGAAAUGUGGACUUCUGAAUUCUGUAGCGGAGAGGGCAAUGCGCUCCGUGCCGUGUUAUCUUCUGGAAAGGUCAGGAUCGAGAAGCACGCACUUAAACAUUCCACCUGAGCAGGACAGUUGCACUUGCGUUCUCGUUGACGACACAGGCUGUGUGAGUCUCACGCUGAUGAGAACCACUUCCUCUUACACUUUGAAAACAGUAUGACUGAAAGGAAUCGAACAGCAGUUCCCUGCAAGGAAACUGGAAGUGAGUGUCUGAAGGGGAUGGGAAGUGAAAUAUUUUAUAGUUCAGAUAACCACGGUUUCAGUUCACCCUGCUGUGUCUUUCGUAACAUUCCCUUCUGUCUUGUCUGUGGACUUUGAUGGAUUACUGCAGUCUGAAUUGAUUAUAUAUUUUGAGAAACAGGAACAAGAUAGAGUUCCUCAUUUAUUAUUUUAUUAGCUUUCACUGAAAAUAGAACUUAAGAAAAAUUUCAUUUGCUAUUGCCACCCAAGUAAUUUAAGAUUACACUAUUUUAUGUAUUUUCUACAUUGUGCAUUAAUAAAUGCGCUCCUAAAGCAUUUGUGUAUUUCCACAAUAGCGCUGUGCUGCUAUAUUUUAAUGGCCCUAAGCAAUUGUAUCUAAUCCAAAUUUACAAUAGGCAUAAAAUUAUUUUUUAUGGAAAUGGUGGCAUACAUAUAAAACAAGAUGCAAUCUUAGGUUCUUUCUCUUCUAUCUUCACAGCUUCAAGUAGUAAAUUUCUUUGUAUACAAACAUCUUGUGGUGAGAUAGCAAUACAGGGUCAUGGUGGCUUGUAAAGGAUUAUUUUUCCUUUUGGAAAAAGAUACUGAGAUUUCUAACUCAAUCCAUGGCUGGAAUUACUAAACAUACAAAUACCUCUGGUUCAUUACUAUGCCAAAAAGCCUGUGUUGACUGAUCAGUGCCCUCGUGUUAAUAUCCACUGCUUUUAAAUGUUCUAUUUUUAUACAUAUUUUAUAUGAAGAUCAAUGAGAAUUUAUAUUUUAAGUGUCUUAAAUUAUAUUUAAAUGAAAAUAUCACUCUUCUAAACAAUAUAUCUAUAUGCAGAUGACAAGUUUACAGACUUUUUUUGGAAUGGUACAGAAUUAACUUUCAAAUGAAGGACUUUUCCUAUCCGCAGCUACCUGCAAACAUCGUUUUUAGGUUAUCAGCAGUGAUUUCAAUUGACAGAACAAGUCACUGCAGCCUGCAGCCUGUUUGAAGGUGUUGAGUGCCCCACAACAGUAUUACCCACUCUGUGUGUUUCUUGACGAUGAGCUCGGACUGAGCUUCCUCCGGCAGUUACCUCUUUACUAUUGAAAUAGCCAUGGAGUUUAGAAACAAUUGUAAUAGCAUUGAAUAAAUGUCUUAGUGG
Messenger RNA from Ochotona curzoniae (black-lipped pika), 4814 nucleotides. RefSeq names its product cadherin like and PC-esterase domain containing 1 (gene CPED1). The record is from RefSeq and is a predicted model, not a curated record. Bases 79 to 3144 code for a protein of 1021 amino acids. NCBI's taxonomy places the organism in Eukaryota, Metazoa, Chordata, Mammalia, Lagomorpha, Ochotonidae. The transcript is spliced from 22 exons.